Molecule: messenger RNA, 240 nt
Organism: Symbiodinium natans
Lineage: Eukaryota; Dinophyceae; Suessiales; Symbiodiniaceae
Source: the annotation of a GenBank genome assembly
AUGGUCACCUACAAAUCCGAGGCGGAAGAACCAAAGAAAGCCACAGUGCAAGAGGCCGAAGAGUUCCAGCAGGAUUUUCUGGACUUCGACCUCAACAAGGAUCAGCAGAUCGAUGCGCAGGAAGUCCGUACACAGUUCAAGGGAGAGCUAGACUCCAAAGAACUUCACCAGUUCUUCAUCGACGUUGACCAGGAUCUUUCUGGAACGAUUUCACUGCAGGAGCGGCAGCGGUAUUCGUAG